AUGAGGAGCGGCUCAGCUCUAAUAGACGGCCUGCAGCGACUACUUCUUCGGCUGCUGCGGGCCGCGGAGCUGGACUGCGGCCCGCUGCACCGGCUGCUGCUCCCCGGCAUGAUCACGGAUCAGGUGCCCACGGCGAUGGAGCUGCUGUCGAUGGGUGGCGAGUACCGACAGCUGGGCGUCGACAUGCUGCUGCGGCUGCGGGCGGACUCGAUGGUCGUGCGGGUGCUUCUCACGGAGCGGAGGCCGCUGGACGCCGUGAGGUACAUCUACGCCGCGAGCCAGCGCCCGCAGACCUCGGGCGAGCGGCUUCUCAGCCCGAGGGUGAUGAACGAUGUCCUGCAGUGCGCCCUGGAGGCGGUGCUGGACGAGGAGCGGCAGCGUGAGGGUGGCGGCGGCGGCGGCAGCCGGCGGAGGUCGUUGGAGUUUUUGACGGUGUUCGCGGCGUUCACAAACACCCUCCUGCAGCAACCCCCCGCGGAGCGGAGGCUGCCGUCGGACUACCACACCAUGCGGGCAAAGUACACGCAGCUGCUUGCGGAGGGGCAAGGCGGCUGA
Messenger RNA from Trypanosoma conorhini, 555 nucleotides. RefSeq names its product putative dispersed gene family protein 1 (DGF-1). Gene Ontology annotation, cellular component: Mon1-Ccz1 complex; late endosome membrane; lysosomal membrane. The record is from RefSeq and is a predicted model, not a curated record. Bases 1 to 555 code for a protein of 184 amino acids. NCBI's taxonomy places the organism in Eukaryota, Euglenozoa, Kinetoplastea, Trypanosomatida, Trypanosomatidae. Gene Ontology annotation, biological process: regulation of autophagy. The transcript has a single exon.